This is a messenger RNA of Poecilia reticulata (guppy), 2133 nucleotides long. RefSeq names its product membrane cofactor protein-like. The record is from RefSeq and is a predicted model, not a curated record. Lineage: Eukaryota; Metazoa; Chordata; Actinopteri; Cyprinodontiformes; Poeciliidae.
AGUCUUCUACUGUAGGUGGCGAUAUGCACACAAAGCUGGUAAUGUACGGUAAUCUCCCACACAAACAAAGAAGACGCUGAGAAUACAAGUGGUCAGAAGAAAGCUAAGAAAGGUUUCUUUGUCAUUGGAUUACUGUGGAACCUGAUCAUGAGUGUUUCUGCACUCUUCCUGCUUAGCAGCCUUUGCCUUGUCAUCACUGCUCAGGGGAAGCAGUGCUCCAAACCUGUCGGACGGCAGAACAUGCAGCUAAAGGCUGAGUACAUCCUUAAAGAGACAUUUGAGGAUGGGUCCACUGUGGCCUUCGCCUGUGAUGUUGGCUACACACCUGCAGAAGGUUCUGGAGUCAUCACGUGUACUGCGGGGAUUUGGAGUCCUGUUCAGCUGAUUUGCCAGAGGAUGAACUGUGGAUCUAUUGGUGACGUGCCUAAUGGACAGGUUUCCUACCCUCAAGGAACGCAGUUUGGGGAUAAAGCGUUGAUCACUUGUAACACAGGUUACAAAUUAGUUGGUAAAAGUGAAAUCGCAUGUGGAAACCAAGGAUGGUUGGACAGGUUGCCUACAUGUGAAGUUGCUAAAUGUCUUCAGCCAAGUGGUAUUGCAAACGGUAUGUUCAGUCCACGAAAGGAAGAUUAUGCAUACAGAGAAGUUGUCGAGUAUUUCUGCAACAAAGAUUACACACUCAAUGGAUCCAAACAAAUUACCUGUGAGGAAAAUGAGAAGUUCAAACCUUCUCCUCCAUCAUGCAUCUGGGUUGAGUGCAAGGAUCCUGUGAUUCCAAAUGCAGAACAUAUUGACGGUUCUCGGCCUCCACAUAGGCACAAGGCUACUGUGAUAUACAACUGCAAACAUGGGUACAGAAUGAUCGGACAAGCUACCCUGACCUGCAACAUAAGUAGCCAGUGGUAUCCCAGAAUUCCAGAAUGCAUCAGCAAUGGAAAUGUCGUUGUGGGAGGAUUACUUGGUGGACUUGUAAGCAUCACAGUCAUGUUGGUUCAAAAUUACUGGAUGUAAGCGCAUCAUCUCGAGAAGGGGUCUGUCCUCUGACUACCUCCCCUUCAUGUGCUGUGCGGUCUUUGUCAUUUCUUGGGAACUUGCUUCAAAGCGGCAUCCUGAGACAGAAGUAGAUUCAGCUUUGUCCCCGUUUCAUUCAUUCUAGAUAUAAUCAGUUCAGUAUCACGCUUGGCCUUUGUACUCAGAUUCACAAGUUGUCCUAAGUAUGUGCAAUUAAGAUGGUUGAAAAUCUUUUUUUAUAUAUGCAAACUGCUAUUCUAAGAUUUUACUUCAUGUAUUAUUUUACACUGCAGCUUUACAAAGUAACUUUGCUGCUCAGAAAGUUUCAUUUGUUAAAGAAAUAUUUUCAUUAAUAUGAAACGAAUCAUGUCAUGAACGAGUUUUGUGUUUCUAAUAGCUGAUCAACCUGUCAGUCCUAAAGGUCCAGAAUGAAUUGCUGAACAAUCCAUAGUGCCUGAACAAAUACCAUACUUGAUAUGCCUGAAUGAAAAGAUGUUAAGUAUUGUUUUUUUUUAUCUAUGUCCUUGAUGUUACCUUAUUUCUUAGCCAAUCUUAGUGUUAUACUACUGGAUAAAAAUACAUAUGUCAAAUUAAUUCAGGUUUUAUUUAUUUCUGCACUUUUAUAAUGGGACAGUAUUAUUUAAAACAGACUUUUUUGAACUUUAUGUCAUUCUAUAAUGUUAUUCCCUCAUCAAAAAUAUACCUGGAGUGUUGCUUUUAUUCUUUCAUGCAAGUUUAAGAAACGUGUUGAUAUCUCGUGGCAUUAAGCUGCAAAGUCAAAUUUAUUUUAAGUCAUGUCACAUAAAUUUUUACCAGAACUGAAGGUAACAGAGUUCCUUGACUGUGAUAUAAAAUGGCAUUGGUUACCUGAAAAAUACACAAUACCACCCCUUUAAAAAUACUCUAUAUCAAGGAGUUGGAGUAAUAUCUCAAGGAUUUAAUCACUGGAAUUAACCUGGAUCAAACAGGGAUGUUUGAAAACCACUCUAAGUAUUGCACUGGUUCUGCCUUUUAUUUAUGACAUAUAUUAUAAUUUUUUUUUUUCUGUAUUUUGAGCAGACAAAUAAAGCAUGCAUUGCUCUUUCCUAUUUAAGGAAAUGUAUUAAAUAAGAAAGAAACCCA